AUGGCUAAGACCGCAAUUGCUUACAAAGAAAAGAUGAAGGAGAUUUCAGUUCUCUCACUCAUCUGCUCUUGUCUGUACCCUGAGACCCGCAAAAACAUCAUGGGUGACUUUGAGGGUAAGUGGAAACAUGCAGACAUGGACAUCAAGCCUAUUAACAAGAGGGCCUCAGGCCAGGCCUUUGAGGUCAUCCUGAAGCCGACCUCCCCUGUGUCCGAUGUUGCUCACUGCGUUACCACCCCUCCAAAGAAAGACAUUUCCCUGGAGGACAUCCAGAAGAAACUGGAGGCAGCUGAGGACCGGAGGAGAUCCCAGGAGGCGCAGGUACUCCGGGCCCUGGCUGAGAAGCGGGACCACGAGCGUGAUGUGCUGCUGAAGGCCAUGGAGGAGAACAGCAACUUUAGCCGCAUGGCUGAGGAGAAGCUCCAGCAGAAGAUGGAGCAGAUCGAGGAGAAUCGGAUGGCUUACCUGGCCAGCAUGAUGGACCGCCUGCAGGAGAGGGAGAGGCGUGCUCAGGAGGUGCGCAGGAACAAGGAGUUGAGAGAAGAGGUGACAGCGUGA
Messenger RNA from Scomber japonicus (chub mackerel), 558 nucleotides. It is a transcript of the gene stmn2b, whose product is annotated as stathmin 2b. Gene Ontology annotation, cellular component: cytoplasm; growth cone; neuron projection. Gene Ontology annotation, biological process: microtubule depolymerization; regulation of microtubule polymerization or depolymerization; neuron projection development. The record is from RefSeq and is a predicted model, not a curated record. NCBI's taxonomy places the organism in Eukaryota, Metazoa, Chordata, Actinopteri, Scombriformes, Scombridae. The transcript is spliced from 5 exons. Bases 1 to 558 code for a protein of 185 amino acids. Gene Ontology annotation, molecular function: tubulin binding.